CGUGCUCGUGGACGGCGAACGGUGACUGAGACUGGGGAGGUCAUCCUUCUAGGGCAAAGGGAUAUAAGCGGGCACUCGUCGACGUCUACUCAAACAACAACAGCACUCUCCAAACACCCUCUCUGCUCAACUCUCACACAAGAUAUCAUGUCCAAGCCCGUGUUGUACGUCUUCCUUCCUUCGGUUUGGGCUAAGGUGCCGGAGCUCGCGCUCGUCGCGCUUGGCUAUCCAUCCGAUGCAGUCGAGAAGAAGAGCAUUAACCUUGUCGAGGCAGAGAACCUUUCCCCCUCAUUCGUCGCCAUCUCCAAUCCUGCCACCCUUCCCGUGCUAACCGUCGAUGGUACCUCGUACACCUCCACAAUCGACGUGACGCGCUACCUCGUCGAGCAUGCGCCUACCCCGCACAAGGCAGGAACGCACCAAGCGUUAAUCGACGCUAUACACGCAGAUGGGAUCGACCCGAACUUCCCCUUUGUCGGCGCGCGUUGUCAAGCAGAGCUCGAGGCCAAACGUGCCGCCUUCCCAGGAACGUUCAUCAAGACCCGAUAUGCUGCUGUAACCAAGUUCAACGAGGAUGCAGACGAGGAGCUUAAGGCGUACUACGCGACCAAGCUGCCUACUCUUGGGUACUUGAACUCGAUCUACACCGAUGCGCCACAAGACAAGGUGGACGCGUUUGUCGACACGAGCGUGAAGCACAUGCAGAGGGUGAAUGAGUUCAUCCUUCAUACCCUGCCUACCUGCCUGCCGGAAUCUGGGUUCGUCGAGGGUUCAACACCUGGAGAAGCGGACUUCCACCUCGCAGCUUGGAUCGCUAGGAUCUCCCUGCUUGCUGGGGCUCCUACCGCUGCUGAGGCCCAGGGCGCACUGGAGAAGGAGCUGGGGGAGAAGCUGCCGGAGAAGGUGGCGAAGUAUAUCGAAGCUUGGGCGGGGACGGAGGCGUGGAAGGAGGUGUAUGCUGAUGGGCUGCAUUGAGUCGGCACUGAAUGCGCGUGUGUUGUAGAUCCUCUCCAUUAUAUUGC
Dacryopinax primogenitus is the source of this 1022-nucleotide messenger RNA. RefSeq lists its product as uncharacterized. The record is from RefSeq and is a predicted model, not a curated record. NCBI's taxonomy places the organism in Eukaryota, Fungi, Basidiomycota, Dacrymycetes, Dacrymycetales, Dacrymycetaceae. The transcript has 2 exons. Bases 148 to 975 code for a protein of 275 amino acids.